Messenger RNA from Closterium sp. Yama58-4, 1050 nucleotides. The record is from the annotation of a GenBank genome assembly. NCBI's taxonomy places the organism in Eukaryota, Viridiplantae, Streptophyta, Zygnematophyceae, Desmidiales, Closteriaceae.
AUGCCCCCCAUGCGCGACAUGGGCGGCGGCGGUGCUGGUGGGGGUGCGGGGGUGGCGACGGUGGGCGUGGGGAUGGUGGCGGGGCGCCCCAAAACGCCCGCGCGCAUGGACCUGCACGAGGAGGAGCGCGUGCGCCUCGCUGCCGCCGCCGCCGCGGGUGCGCCUGCAGUAAUAGGGGGAGGGGGAGGGGUAGGCGGCGGAGGCGGAGCAGCAGUAGGCGGAUUGGGCGCAGGGGGCGCGGUGCAAGCGCCAGUGACUCCGCGCGUGGUAGAGCGCCCCUCCACGCCCCUCGCGGGGCAGCGCCCCGCCUCGCCGCUGCUGCGCGCGGAUGGUGGCGCGCUCGAGCGCCCCAAGACGCCCACGUGCAGGCAGGAGGCGGAAGGCGGAGCGCACGAGGGUGGGGGGGCGGCAGCGUGGCCAGAGGGAGCGGCGGAGGGGCAGGUGAUGAGCGGCACCCCGCGGCUGAGGGCGGAACGGGGCGGGGAGCGCCCCACGACGCCCACCAGGCGGGGGGAAGUGGCUGUGGUUCCGCGUGGGGAGGGGCGGGUGGGGCGGUUGGAGAGGCCGACGACGCCCCUGCAUGGGGCGGACGGCGGGCUGGCCCCUGCAUUCGCCACACGUGCUGCAGAACGGUUAGAUGUGGAAGCAGAGCGGUUGGGGGCAGCAGAGCGGUUGAAUGUGGAAGGAGAUAGGUUGAAUGUAGACGCAGAGCGGUUGGGGGCAGCAGCGCGGAAACACACAGCAGUGCCGCGCGGAGUGGGCGGCGCAGCACAGGGGCAGGCGGGCAGCCGCGCGGACAGGGCGAGCUUCCGCGGGAAGGUGAGGCCCAAGUCGUUUGUGGAGCGGAACACAGGCGAUGGCGGAGGAUCAGGAAGGGGGGAAGGGGCGUGGCCGGGUGUGGGAGCAGUGCCGCGGCCCACAACGCCUGUGAGGCGAGGCGAUGGGUCCUUGGAACGAGCAGUUGCUCCGGGGGGGAGGGUGGGGGCGAUCGGGGGAAGCGGGGACGUGGGAGGAGGAGGACGGGGGGGUUUGGAGGGGAAUCGGGAGUGA